Messenger RNA from Lagenorhynchus albirostris (white-beaked dolphin), 516 nucleotides. RefSeq names its product small ribosomal subunit protein eS1-like. Lineage: Eukaryota; Metazoa; Chordata; Mammalia; Artiodactyla; Delphinidae. Gene Ontology annotation, biological process: translation. The record is from RefSeq and is a predicted model, not a curated record. The coding region runs from base 21 to 458 and encodes 145 amino acids. Gene Ontology annotation, cellular component: ribosome; cytosol. Gene Ontology annotation, molecular function: structural constituent of ribosome. The transcript has a single exon.
GGAGCCAAGAAGAAAGUACCAUGAUUGAAGCUCAUGUUGAUGUCAAGACUACCGAUGGUUAUUUGCUUCGUCUCUUCUGUGUGGGUUUUACUAAAAAACGCAACAAUCAGAUUCGGAAGACCUCUUAUGCCCAGCACCAGCAGGUCCGCCAGAUCCGCAAGAAGAUGAUGGAAAUCAUGACCCGAGAGGUGCAGACAAAUGACUUGAAAGAGGUGGUCAAUAAAUUGAUUCCAGACAGCAUUGGAAAAGACAUAGAAAAGGCCUGCCAAUCUAUUUAUCCACUCCAUGAUGUCUUUGUUAGAAAAGUAAAAAUGCUGAAGAAGCCCAAGUUUGAAUUGGGAAAACUCAUGGAGCUACAUGGUGAAGGUAGUAGUUCUGGAAAAGCUACUGGGGACGAGACAGGUGCUAAAGUUGAACGAGCUGAUGGAUAUGAGCCACCAGUCCAGGAAUCUGUUUAAAAAUCAGACUUUUAAUGGUGACAAAUAAAAGACCUCAUUUGUGAUAAAAAAAAAAAAA